Messenger RNA from Brugia malayi, 759 nucleotides. RefSeq lists its product as uncharacterized. Bases 1 to 759 code for a protein of 252 amino acids. Lineage: Eukaryota; Metazoa; Nematoda; Chromadorea; Rhabditida; Onchocercidae. The transcript is spliced from 5 exons. The record is from RefSeq and is a predicted model, not a curated record.
AUGAGUGUGUGUGGAGAUGGCAAACGGAGUAAGGAUGAGCAAUGUGACGAUAGAAAUUUAAAUGAUGGCGAUGGUUGUUCGCAGAAUUGUCUCGCUGAGGAGAAAUUUCACUGUGUUAAGGAUAACAAAUUGUCCUCGAGUGUGUGUUAUAUUUACGAAGGAGACGGCGAAUGUGAGCCGUUUGAAUGGGAUGGUUAUAAUAAAGAUUGCAAUAAUAUCACUGCUUCAACACUUCAUUCACAGUACUAUCCAGCAUCGAUCUAUGCAUAUUCCACUAUACUGCAGAAGAACUGCUCGUUGCAGUUCCUUUCCUGUGCUACCUUAACUACAAUUGUUCUGUCAACUGAAUCAAAGCCAGUGUUGUCCAUUAUUGGAUUCAAUUUGCAAUAUGCCAACAAAACGACGAUAAGUAUGGAAGAACAAGGAAUUCUGUCGUGUGCUCAGAAUCCUUUGGAGAUUGCAAUACCGUAUACACUUGUUGACCGACUGUCAAACGUCAAAGCCAUCCAUCUUCAUGUGUCAAAUGCAUCUCGAAUUAUUGUCACUGCAGUCAUUCUGCAAUCAUCCAAGAUGUUCAACUUGUUGGCUCUUCAAAAUUGUGCAGUUGAAAACAAGUACUUCGAUCCGGUGAGUGCUUCUUGUGCUGCAAAAGAUUGCAGGUCAUUAAGUAUUGGUUCACGUACUCCAUUAAAUAUCCCAAGAUCAUGGGUUAGAUUUUAUUUUGUGUUCUUAAUCCUUUCAAGUAUUGCCAAUAACUAA